AUGGUCCUGGUUCACCUUGGCAGUGGCGAGAAUUCAGCAAGAGGAUGCUGCUCUGUUGGUGCGGUGCUGGGCACACGGGGCGCGCUCCUUGGAUGUCUGCUGCUCCGCUCAAGACCGCACCUGUGCGCUGCCUACUGGCUGAAACAUGUAACCCAAGCCGGGGACUUCCGGAGCAGCCGAGGGCCACAGCACCAGGCGGCCGCGGCCGCGGCCCAGCAGCAGCAGCAGUGCGGCGGCGGCGGCACCGCAAAGCCUGCGGUCUCGGGCAAGCAGGGCAAUGUGCUGCCGCUGUGGGGCAACGAGAAAACUAUGAACCUCAACCCCAUGAUCCUGACCAAUAUCCUGUCAUCGCCUUACUUCAAAGUGCAGCUCUACGAGCUCAAGACCUACCACGAGGUAGUGGACGAGAUCUACUUUAAGGAUUGA
Manis pentadactyla (Chinese pangolin) is the source of this 426-nucleotide messenger RNA. RefSeq names its product pre-mRNA-splicing factor 38B-like. The record is from RefSeq and is a predicted model, not a curated record. NCBI's taxonomy places the organism in Eukaryota, Metazoa, Chordata, Mammalia, Pholidota, Manidae. The transcript has 3 exons. The coding region runs from base 1 to 426 and encodes 141 amino acids. Gene Ontology annotation, cellular component: precatalytic spliceosome.